GCUUUCCGGUAGGUCAUGGACCAUGGUGGACAUCCGCGUCGUUGAGUUGUUCAUUGUUCUGUGAGAUACUAAGAUCAAGACAUCUCGUAUCGUCUGCCAUCUGAACUGCACUACGCGCGCAACUAUGGAAGACCUCAACCACGAGCUACCAGCUCAAACCCUGGAGCUUAACAAUGUCACAGCAGUCGAUAGUAGACUCUUGCUUCUUCUCAAGACCAGAUGACAAGUCUAAGCGUAAAAGACGCUCUCGCUCUGCUUUUGAAGGAUCUCCUCGCUAUGCCGCCUUUGAACAAUGUUUAGCACAGCUCAAUGGCUGUGUAGAGACGCAUCUGAAGGAGGAGAACCUGGCUUUGGUCGCUCGUCUGUUGCAGUUCAUCCAAGCACCGCAUCAUACUGCAUGGCCCACUAGACAGAUCAAAUGCGCAGUAUUGCAGGCUGGCUCAAACAUGAGCAACCUCGCCAGGGCUUUCGUCCAACUAGAGGAAAGGGUGUUUGCCUCAAAGAAGCAGCCAUGUGCUUUAACUGUACUGAACGCAUCUGAUUGUACUCAGCUUCGCUUGACUAUGAAGAAGCUUGUCUCAUCUACAUUAGCGCAAGGCAAGACUGUCACCAAUGACACAGGUGUGCAGUCACAUGAUAUAAGACUCCUGAAAGUGUGGCACGAGGCUCAACGAGAGCCACUACCUAUCGUUGUGGCUAUCCCUAAUCUAGAAGGCUUUGCGCCUGGAUUAGUGACAGAGUUGAUUCAACAUUUCUCGACAGAGGAAGACUUGGACAUUCGAUUCAUGCUCGGCGUUCCCACAUCCUUUGGACAAUACCAGACAGCCAUAUCGACUGCGAGUAUACGCUUGCUGGACGUCGAGCGUGUUUCGCUAGACUCUGAUCAGCAAGCUGUCGAGAAAAUCAUCUUUACGCACUUGAUCGAGUCAGACAACACUCUACGGCUAGGAUUUGACGCUUAUCAAGUAUUGCGAUCACAUUUCCAGCACAGUACUCGAUCGUUGGAACAGUUUGUUGCCGGAUUGAGGUAUCAGUUGCUGUGCUUCUUUUACUCUAAUGAGCUUGCUCACUUGGUCAGGGAACCUCAACAUCUUGUGGAGAUGAGUGCCGAGGAUCGCAGGCUAGUGUGUCAAUUACCAUCUUUUCGAGAACACAUCAAGGCGCUUGUCGGUAGCAAGAAGUUACCUUCUUUGCAUAGAGCUGAAGCACUCUUGUCUAAUGAUGACGAGGCCCUUCGCAAGCUCUGUCUGGAUGCUGUGGACUCCAUUGCAUCAUACAAGGCCAAUUUGCAUGUCGUCUUUCGCGUCUGGGACAUUCUCCGCAGCUUAACCUCUGCGCAGAGAUUCUCCUUCCCAGACUCAUACGGAGUCUUGCUGGAACGUGGUCUUGCCACCAGCAGCAUCACAAAGGAGAGUCUGAUUUCACUCAAGAAAUUCCCCACAGAAAAGACUGAAGCGUUUCUGAGGGCAUGCCUAGCAAAGCUAGGUGAAUGUGCUAUUGCACAGCAACUUGCAUUGUACAGUGCUGCUUUGGCAGAAUCAGUCUCCAGCGAGCAAAAGGUCACGAUCGAAAUCCAUGAUUACCUGAAAGAGCUCUUCGAGACGCAUCUCAUCUCUCAUGAGCACUUGCUUCUUCAUGAACUGUUCUGGACAAAUAGCACUCGCAGCUACGAUGCCGCGUACACAGCAGCUACACGCCAGUCUCUGGCAGCUGCACUUAAGACGCCAUCGCUGUACCUUGGCGAGAUGUCCGUGGACCCGUAUGCACCAGCGCUCUUUAAGCUAUUUCAAGACUCAGGCCAGCUUGUCAAUGUUUAUGACUGGUUCCAAGCGUAUGGACAAGUCUGUGGCGAGCAAGGUGGCGACGAAGAAGCAGAGAAACUGCAGCAGGCACUCUUUGCAAGGGGCACCGCUGAGCUGCAAUUCUUGGGUUUCUUCAAGAGCACGAAACGUAAGACUGAUCAUGUUCAAAAGACAUUCAGCACGUUGUAGUAGUUGGAUACUUGUGACUGUUGCUCAUUCGCUCUGGAUUUCUUGAGUUUGACGCGACUUCGAGAAGCAAACCGUACCAGCUAGAUGAGAUGAAGGUGGAAGAUGCGGCGUUGGCGGCCAAGUCGGAGAAGUGGCUCUUUACGGAGCAAGAGCUUAAGCGAACGCCCAGUAUCCAGGCUGGAUACUCGCCAGAG
Messenger RNA from Protomyces lactucae-debilis, 2185 nucleotides. Its product is annotated as origin recognition complex subunit 3 N-terminus-domain-containing protein. Gene Ontology annotation, cellular component: nuclear pre-replicative complex; nuclear origin of replication recognition complex; DNA replication preinitiation complex. Gene Ontology annotation, biological process: DNA replication initiation; DNA replication. Bases 174 to 1991 code for a protein of 605 amino acids. Gene Ontology annotation, molecular function: DNA replication origin binding. NCBI's taxonomy places the organism in Eukaryota, Fungi, Ascomycota, Taphrinomycetes, Taphrinales, Protomycetaceae. The transcript is spliced from 3 exons. The record is from RefSeq and is a predicted model, not a curated record.